AGAAUCGGCAUAAGAUGUCUCGACAGCCGACCCAUUGGACUAUACGAAACAUGUGAUAUAUUACUCGGUGAGCCACUUUGUAGAAAAUCGAGAGAGGUAUCAUGGAUCGAUGUAGAAAUGCCGCAUAAAAGAAAACGAAAUUUAACAAAGAAACUCAGUGAAGUUGAAGAAAUAGCAGCAAACGAUCCAUCAACUGAAGACUUUUAUGGGGAGGGCCUUGUCACUCACUUUUAUCCAAACAGAGCCCAAGAACAUGAAGAAUAUUGCCUUUAUGACUUUGUAGCCAAACUCACUUACAAGGGCAAAGAUAAAAAUGGCGAACGAAUCUAUAGACCACUACAGAAAGAGCGCCUUCCUAACUUUAUUGAUUUUGAUGUCUAUAAAGAAAAUCAGAGAGACAGUUUCUAUUAUGCCAUCAUUCUCCUUUUCGUGCCGUUUAGAAAUGAGGAUGAAUUAGUUCAUGAUGGUGAAACUGUCCAAGAAGCAUUCGAUCGCCACAUUGUCGACCACGAAAGGUGUGUCGAAGCAAAUGAGAAAUUCAGAAAGUUGCUCAAAUGUAGAGAGAAAUUAAAAGACAUACAAGAUGCCAGAGCAGCAAACAGAGAAGAGGAAAAUGAUGUGGAAGACGACGAUCCACAACUGAUGGGACAGAUUAAAGAUGCAAUGAAUGACGUGAGAGAUAUGGACACUGGAUCUGGUCUCACUUUGCAAGAGAGAGAAUCGAUGCUAAAUGUAGACCAAAAACGCAUCUUUGAUCACGUAAAAGCUCAUCUAUUGAGGCAAAUUGAAUACGAAAAUAAAUCGAAACAAGAGAAGGAGCAAUCAGAAAGUGUAAAACCGUUGCACAUGUUCAUCAGUGGUGUAGGUGGCACCGGUAAAUCUUUUCUUAUUGAGGCAAUUAAAGCACUAGUGAAAAGCCUCUGGUCAACACUGACCAAACAGACAUGUGCAGUCUGUGCUCCAACAGGAUUGGCAGCUUACAAUGUGGGAGGUGUGACAGCACACAGACUGUUUCAGCUGCCAAUAGAACAUGAUGGACAAUGUGCCUCAUACUGGUCCAUACCAAAGGCUAGUCACAAAGUAAUGAAAACAGAACUUCAGGAUCUGAAAAUGGUAAUCAUUGAUGAAGUGUCCAUGGUUUCUAGCCUCAAUCUCACUUACAUACACAUGAGAAUGAAUGACUUAUUCGAAUCAGACGAAUGGUUCGGUGGCAAGAAUGUCCUCUUUGUUGGUGACAUCCUUCAAUUGCCACCAGUUCGUGGACAACCAGUGUUUGACAAAGUAACAGCAUCAACACUGAAAUACAGACUUGGUAGUAUGGGUGCAGUGAACAUAUGGCGUGAUACUGUCACCUAUGACGAAUUGACAAUAAACGAAAGACAAAAAACAGACCAGAAAUUUUCGGAAAUGUUGGACAAAGUGAGACGUGGCUUUCCAGACGAUGAGACUUUCGCUACACUUUCCGAAAGGGUAUUUUCGACGCCCAUUGAGAAAAAAUUUAAAAUAUUACAACAGGGUGGUAACGCCCCAGUUUGCCUGUUUCCAAAAGUAGACAUGUGCAAAGAAUUUAAUGAAACAAUGCUGGCUAAUCUACCAAGUCCUACCAUAAAAAUAAGAGCCACAAAUUUAAUUGAUGGUACUGGCAACAUACAUGUACGUAGAAAGAAAGAUGAUGAUGAUUUAGAAAAAAAGGUUGAGAAAAAGUUAAAAGAAUUAAAUAAAGAUAUUAACAAUACUGGUGGUUUAGAAGCCAAAUUAAAAUUGGCUGUGGGGGCUAGAGUAAUGUUGCGUUGCAAUGUAAAUGUUGAAAAGGGAUUAGUGAAUGGAGCACUUGGUACAGUGCAGGCCAUUUCAGAAACACGCAUAACAGUUAAAUUUGAUAGAAUAACUGAUCCUUGUGAGAUUGAGAAAGUCAAGAGAAAGUUUAUGGUAAUGAAAAAUGUCUUUGUGUAUAGAAGCCAGUUUCCUUUGAUAUUAGCUUUUGCUGUUACCAUACACAAAUGCCAGGGACUGUCACUAGAUAAUGCAAUCAUUGAUCUGUCUGAA
Molecule: messenger RNA, 2046 nt
Organism: Amphimedon queenslandica
Lineage: Eukaryota; Metazoa; Porifera; Demospongiae; Haplosclerida; Niphatidae
Product: ATP-dependent DNA helicase pif1-like
Exons: 1
Biological process (GO): DNA repair; telomere maintenance
Molecular function (GO): DNA helicase activity
Source: RefSeq, a predicted model, not a curated record